This is a messenger RNA of Trametes versicolor FP-101664 SS1, 873 nucleotides long. RefSeq lists its product as uncharacterized. The record is from RefSeq and is a predicted model, not a curated record. The transcript has 5 exons. Bases 1 to 873 code for a protein of 290 amino acids. Lineage: Eukaryota; Fungi; Basidiomycota; Agaricomycetes; Polyporales; Polyporaceae.
AUGCACGUCUCCCCCUCCCUGCAUCCCUUCAUGCGCGCCCUCUCCGUUGCGAGCCCCCCGUUUGCCACUGUGGCGCAGAGCUUUGCGCCAUCCGCUGCGUCGCCCCAGUCCUCCUUCGCGAACUACACCGACCAGACAAACAGUACAACCUCCAACGCGCCCCUCAUCGAUGGAAAGCCGUUCGAGGGCCGCUUCAUCCAGAUAUGGGCUGUGAACACCAAUUACAAUGACACGAUAGCGUUUUCACCAGCGUUUCGGAAUUUGAGCACGGACGAUACUGAGACGUAUACAAUCGAAAACCGCAUCUACGAGCACUACUACGCGCAGCGCUCCCUUGAAACCAACUAUGGCAAAAACGCACUCAACGUUUUCGCCGUCGUUCCUAACGCCUCUAAGUGGACCAAUCACGAUGUCUGCGACGACCCCUUCCCGUUGCUGAACCCUAUGGGCACGAUACCGGGUCCCCUCAACGUAGCGCUCUACCAGCCACUUGCGGGCUUGAGCGCUUCCGAGUCUGGGGACAGCCUCGGCGACGGCGGGCCCGUGUUCGGCACCCUAGGGGUAAACAGCGCGCUCGCAGCCGCCGCGCUGCUGCCCUUGUCAGUCAACCUGACGGCGCAGGGCAAGUCGGAUCUAUGGAGGCAGUACUCACGCUCCGCGAAUGGGGCUAGAGUCAUCAGCCCACCCGCGCUAUCUGAGGCCGAGUCGGGGUGGAAUGAAGAGGGCCGGCAGGCCAACGAGGCGCUCGGACUCUGGGAGGGAGAUGGGUUGGCGGUUGGUUUCCUUGUGGUGGUGGUCGUUGCUGGCGUGAUAACUGUUCUUGCGGGCAUUCCCUUUUCGCUAGACGACCUGUCCGAGCAACGCUCGUUUUGA